AUGAGACGAAGUGUGUCUGGCCAAAAUGCGGCCAUCACAGAAGACGGAAACUGGGUUCGAAUUUCAGUUAGGGCCCAUUAUUUUAUUUUAUUUUAUUUUAUUUUAUUUUAUUUAUUUAUUAACCCUCCUUUGUUUACCUCUCCUUUUUUUUUUUUUUUUUUUUUUUUUUUUUCGCCUCUUUUCUCUUUUUUUCUCUUUUUUUUUUUUUUUUUUCUUUUUUUUUUUUUUUUUUUUUUUUUUCUCUUUCCUUUCCUCUCUUUCCUUUCCUCUCUUUCCUUUCCUCUCUUUCCUUUCCUCUCUUUCCUCUCCUCUCUUUCCUCUCUCUUUCCUCUCUCUCCUCUCUUUCCUCUCCUCUUUUCCUCCUCUCUUUCCUCUCCUCUUUCCUCUCCUCUCUUUCUCUCCUCUCUUUCCUCUCCUCUCCCCUCUCCUCUCUUUCCUCUCUCCUCCUCUCUUUCCUCUCCUCUCCUCUCUUUUCCUCUCCUCUCCUCCCUUUCCUCUCCUCUCUUUCCUCUCCUCUCCUCUCUUUCCUCUCCUCUCCUCUCUUUCCUCUCCUCUCCUCCCUCUCCUCUCUUUCCUCUCCUCUCCUCUUCAUUUUUCUUUUCGUAUUUUGAUAACUCCCCAUCUCUCUCUCUCUCUCCCCAUCCCUCUCUCUCUCUCCCCAUCCCUCUCUCUCUCCCCAUCCCUCUCUCUCUCUCUCCCCAUCCCUCUCUCUCUCUGUCCCCCCAUCUCUCUCUCUGUCCCCAUCUCUCUCUCUGUCCCCAUCUCUCUCUCUCUCUGUCCCCAUCUCUCUCUCUCUCUCCCAUCUCCCCAUCUCUCUCUCCUCCCUCCCCAUCUCUCUCUCCUCCUCCCAUCUCUCUCUCUCUCCCCAUCCCAUCUCUCUCCCCUCCCCAUCUCUCUCUCUCCUCCUCCCAUCUCUCUCUCCUCCCCAUCCCCAUCUCUCUCUCUCUCCCUCCUCCCCAUCUCUCUCUCUCCCUCCCCAUCUCUCUCUCUCUCCCCCCCAUCUCUCUCUCUCUCUCCCCCCCAUCUCUCUCUCUCCCUCCCCAUCUCUCUCUCUCUCUCCCCCCCAUCUCUCUCUCUCUCUCCCCCCCAUCUCUCUCUCUCUCCCCCCCUCUCUCUCUCUCUCCUCCCCAUCUCUCUCUCUCCUCCCCAUCUCUCUCUCUCUCUCCCCAUCUCCCCAUCUCUCUCUCUCUCUCUCCCUCCCCAUCUCUCUCUCUCUCUCUCCCUCCCCUCUCUCUCUCUCUCUCCUCUCCCUCCCUCUCUCUCUCCUCUCUCUCUCUCUCCCCAUCUCUCUCUCCAUCUCUCUCUCUCUCCUCUCCAUCUCUCUCUCUCCCCUCUCCCUCUCUCUCUCUCUAUAUAUAUAUAUAUAUAUAUUCAAAAUAUUCACAUUUUGGGUUCCUUUCGGGUAAGUGGAGGCCCUACGUGUCGAUGCUGAUCUCCUCUCCAAGUAGUGACAUGCGAUGGGUUAUAGCAAGUAAUAUUUAUGACGUACCUGUUAGGAGAGACGCCCUUUUUCCCAUAGGGCGUCACUGUAAACCUUCAGGAUAUUUCUCCCUUUCCUCUCUUUUUCUUUCACUAUCUCCCCUUCCAUCUCAAAACUUUAACAUUUUUCACUCUCCACCUCCUCCUCCUCCUCCUUCUCCUCUCGGUACUUGA
Messenger RNA from Acanthosepion pharaonis, 1653 nucleotides. NCBI's taxonomy places the organism in Eukaryota, Metazoa, Mollusca, Cephalopoda, Sepiida, Sepiidae. The record is from the annotation of a GenBank genome assembly.